AUGCCAGCUGUCCUGACAUCAUGUGACUUCAACAACAACAACGUUCCUUUUUGCCAAUUUCGGCAAGACGUUGACGAUGACAGCGAUUGGACCCGCCAUCGCGGACCAACACCCACCAAUGGCACCGGACCAGAAGGGGACUACCCCAGUGGCGAUGGUUACUACAUUUACCAUGAGUGUGACAAUGUGGCUAGUAGACAGAAAGCUCGCCUGAUCAGUCCUGCAAUCCACAGCAGUUUGCCUCAAAUAUGUGUUCAGUUCUGGUACUAUAUGUACGGUAGUGACCACCUCAACCAUCUAGCUGUUCUGGUCCGUGACUCCGGCACAGAGGAGAAGGUCUGGGAGAAAGUGGGUUUCCAGAGUCCUUCUUGGCUCGGAGCUGAUUUGACCGUGACGACACCUGUUGGCCAGACUGUCAAUAUUGUGUUUGAGGCUAUGAGAGGGACCACGUCAUCCUGUGACACAGCUCUAGACAACAUAAUUAUCAGUGAAGGAGCUUGCCCUGGCUGUUUGUCAGAAUGUGACUUUGACACCUUCGAUGACUUGUGUGGCUGGACUACUGAAGCACCAGCAGAAAUCUUUGGCUGGGAGCAGUGGCCUGGGUCCACAGAAACAGAGGGAACUGGGCCGGAUGAUGACUACUCCAAGCCCGGGCGUGAGUGACACUGCACACAUUGCGCAGCCUAUGGCCAGACAGCUCAGUAACAGGGAACUGUAUGGGAUGGAAUCUCAUACUUAUAUUGUCUGGAAGGCAGAAGUUUAUAGUAUGACUUUGG
Molecule: messenger RNA, 776 nt
Organism: Brienomyrus brachyistius
Lineage: Eukaryota; Metazoa; Chordata; Actinopteri; Osteoglossiformes; Mormyridae
Product: zonadhesin-like
Exons: 5
Coding region: 1-663 (220 amino acids)
Biological process (GO): nervous system development
Cellular component (GO): membrane
Source: RefSeq, a predicted model, not a curated record